GUGUGUGAGUGUGUGAGCGUAAGCCAGUCUUUGGCAGAAGCAAGAGUCUGUGCUGCCCACUGAAGACUUCAGCUGUGCCAUUUAGUGUGUGUAAGUGCCACCGAGUGUAAUUUAGAGUGAAUCUGUGUGUGUGUGUGUGUGUGUGUGUGUGUGUGUCAAAGUGACGGACUGCCCGUGAGAGUGUGUGUGUGGGAGAAAGUGGUAGAGAGUGGCUGUGUGUGUGUGUGAGUUUGUCUAUGUGUGGGUUAAAUGUCAAAGAGUGCCUUUGAGAGUGUGAGUGUGAGUGAGUGUGUGUGUUUGUGUGUGUGUGUGAGUGUUUGAGUAUGCGUGUGAGAGAGUGUUUAAGUGUGUGUGUGUGUGUGUGUGUGUGUUAGUGUGUGUGUGUGUGUGUGUGUGUGUGUGUGUGUGUGUGUGUGUGUGUGUGUGUGUGUGUGAUAUGGAGGACAGCACUACAUCAGAGGAGGACCUGGAGGCGCUGAUUGAGGGUCUGGACUACAUCCCGGGUCACUUCCACCUGCCUCUGCACCUGAACGGCGAAUCACAGGGUCCCGCCGACCUGCGGAGGCGGGACACACACCUGCGGAGGGAGAGUCUGCGUGUCCAGCUGGAGGCCGAGACCGGACCGCUGCAGUACGCCGUCAGGAACCUCCUGGGCCUGCUGGACUUCCACCUGGACCGCCUGUCCGAGGCCGAGGAGGCGUUCCGCGCCGUCGUCCGAGAGGAACCGGACAACCUCAACGCCUGGGCCAACCUGGGCUACGUGUACGACCGGCUCGGACGCGAGAUGGACGCCGGGGAGUGUGUGGAGCGGGUGUCCGCCCUCAUGGGCCUCACGGGGGACGGUGCCGGUACCGGUUCCGGACGCAGCGCUGCCCGCUGCCUGGCCGAGCAGGCGUACACACACCCCUGGGACGUGGAGCUGCACGAGGACGAGGUGCUCCGAGAGAGACUGACCGCCGCGCUCACACUCUACAACAGAGCGCUGGACUAUGGUGCAGAUGUGAUACCGACAGAGGAGAAGAGGAGCUGGUACUUCAACAUGGCCACCAUUUACAUAAGGCUGGACGGAAUGAUCCGGAACAAUGAGGACGCUGAGUACUCCAGACCUCCCCUCUACAACAAGGGCCUCAAGCUGCUCACUGAGGUGCUGGAGUCAGACAACGUACGCCUUAAGGCUCUGGCGUGGUGUUAUGUGGGUGUGAUGCUGGAGAGGAAGGACGAGUUCUCCACGGUGCCCAUGGCUGUCCACGACUGCGGCUACUCCAGCUCAGAACCUCUGUCCUGCUACGGACUGGCCAUCAAGUUUGCGGCGGACGAUGCGCUGAUCCUGAACCAGCUGGCGGGCAUCUUCCUGAAGCUGGGCAAACACGACAUGGCCACGGGCAUCAGCAACAUGGCGCUCAACGUGCUGCCCGACCCCGAGCUUAACUGGCAGGCCUACUGCAACCGCGCCAAGAUUAACGUGACGGCGUACGUACGGAACCUGGAGAGGGCCAAAAAGGGGCAUGCUGGGAUUCCCGACAGGCAGAGCCUACGAGAGGCCAAAGGUGACCUGGAGCGAGUCCUGAGUGUGAGACCCUGUCUGAGGACACACCUGGAGAUGGCACAGGUGCACUACUACAUGGGUGUGGACGCGGUGCAGGAGUCCCUGCUGGUGGACGAGGGGGCGGUGAACAGCGCCCUCGUGUGUCUGUCCCGGGCGCUGCAGUGCCCGCCGGGCGAGAGCCUGCCGGAGCUGCACCUGCUGAGGGGGCGGUGCCUGCUGCUGAAAGGGGAGGAGUCCAACGCCGUCGACUGCUUCCUGCGCUCGCUGGAGCUGCAGCGUCCCGGAGCGGCCGACCCCGCUGCGCUGCGCUUCCUGCUCGGGGCGCUGCUAGUCUGCUGCUGCCAGGGCCCAGACUCGGACAGCGCCAUCUGCAGGCUGGAGGAGUGUGUGCACCACGCCGAGAAGACGUACUCGCUAACCGUAGUGCGGGAGGAGCUGCGGGCGCUUUGCCGCGCCCACGUCGCCGAGGUGACAGAGCUGUCCAAGACGCUGGUCAUCAGGGGCCGAACUAAACUGGUGCGCCACCUGCUGGACAGCCUGCAGCCGCGCGGGAAGACGCCGCUGAUUCGCUCCUUCUCUGUGUGAGGGGGAGAGGAAUACACACAGUGGGUAUGUACAAGUUCUAUAUGAGUAUUCGGUGAACCAGAUGAACAGCUCCGUCCACAAUACAGGAAGAUGAUCAGAGACGUUCACCAUCUCUCUGGAUGGAUUAAUGUGACUCCUCUUCAGGACAUUUACCUACAUGUAUCUUAACAAAACUUCACGUUUUGAUCAUAGCCUGGGUAUACCCAUGCUGCCUUGCGCACGUUUUCAUUCGCACUGCUAGGCAGCCUGGAUUCCAUGGACCUAAUUUGUACGCUUUGGUUCAAACACUACACACCUAUCACUACUGAAAAAUGUAAGGUUCAUCAAUGAAAUAAUGAAUGAAUGAAUUAGUUAUUUCGAAGUAUUAAAAUGCUCUACAUGUUAUCUGGUGUAGGCUUAUGGAUAUAUCUGGCUCGCCUAUGAGCUACGCACAGACACAUUUGAUAGACAUCUGUAACGCCCAAUAAACGGCUCUGGGCGUUCGUAAACCACGCCUCAAAUACGAGAAAAUUAAUGUUUGGUUCCCAGACCACUUCUCAAUGUGCUCGGGGAAACCUGGAGCUGGUGUUGACUCCAGACAAUCAGGCUUGUCUGUGUCCAGCUCUUACAGGUAUUAUGAGACUGUAAUGACUUAUUGAGUGUGCGUUUAAUGUGCAGUAGAAAACAGUUGCAACAGGUUGUUGUCUGGAAUGCGGCCACAGGGCCUGAUAGUCAGGUUCAGUCAGGUGAACCUAUCAACAAGGCCUGACAGUCUACUAUCUAUCAGAAUGGCUAUGUUUAACCCAACACCAUCCACCUACUCUAUCAGGAUGGCUGUUUGUUCUGAUAAAUGGAACUGAUCAACUGGACACAAACUGCAUGUAAAUGGGGCACCGGCUGCAUUGCUUGUCCAGUGUCACAGUGUUUGUGUGUGUGUGU
Messenger RNA from Sardina pilchardus (European sardine), 3049 nucleotides. It is a transcript of the gene ttc22, whose product is annotated as tetratricopeptide repeat domain 22. Lineage: Eukaryota; Metazoa; Chordata; Actinopteri; Clupeiformes; Clupeidae. The record is from RefSeq and is a predicted model, not a curated record. The coding region runs from base 437 to 2131 and encodes 564 amino acids. The transcript is spliced from 7 exons. Gene Ontology annotation, molecular function: protein binding.